UUUUUUUUGUUUUUUUUCUUUUGUUUUACGAACAGUUACUGUUUCCUACCCCUCCAUCUCAUUACACUUAUUCCACUUCAUUCCAUUCCAUUUGUGUCUGUGAAUGGCAGAUGUGCUCAUGUCUCGUCCCUCGUCGGCCACGUUAGACACAGUGUCCCUAUCGAAAAAUUCCAUAACAGGCCCAUUCUCGCCUUCUCUAAGUUUUACUCAACAACUUUGUGUGCCUAGUUCAAUUACCGACAGUGCAAACGCUUUGAUCCUUACUCUAAAAACGAACAGGAUCCCUACUACUGCUGCAGCGCAUGGUAUUAGACAGAGUUUCGAUUCAGGGGGAGCAAUUACGAGCAGCAGUGACAAUGAUCUCAGUUCCAGUUCUGGAGAUAUUCCUAGCUCAAGACCUAGUCCAUUAUCUAUUCCAGAGAUUCUUCAAGAAAUAUGUCUAUAUCUUGAUAGAUCAGCAUUGAACUAUGCAAGCCGUGUCUCCAAGCAGUUCAGAGCAUGCAGUGCACCAUUACUCUGGACAAGUAUUCCUCUACAGGCGUGGGAGAAUAAAUUUUUCCAGGAAAACUGGCACCACCAUGGGUCACAAAUCUUGUCACUUCAUUGCGGACCAGGCACAGACCUUGGACGUGUGAGCUUGUAUUGUCGCAACUUGGUAGUACUGGACGUGUCCCGAAUCCGCAAUUCGAUCAAAGAAAGGGCCGAUGCCAAUAAUGAUAAUGGUGGUCGCAUUCAUCGUCAACAAAGCGUCAUUACUACUCCAAGAACAACUGAGAAUGGAAGAAAACCGACGAUGACUAUGACUAUGACUAAUCAUAUUGCUACCACGUCGCCACCAAAAGAGACCUACGACUCGUUCCUCCAAAUGGCGGACGAUCUUGUACAAGUCAUCAGGGCCAAUAAGGGCUUGCGCUCAUUGCAAUUAGAACCUCAGGGGAGAUUCCCUCCUCACUUAUUGAGCGCGCUUUCCCAGCUGGAUAACCUUGAGAUGCUGUCGUUGAAUGCAUGGAGGGAUUUUCAAGAAUACUCGUUACAAUUAAUCAUGGAAAUGUGUCCAAAGCUAUUUCAUCUCUCAUUGGGCGAAAACGAUUUUACACAAUUCACUCUUCGAGCUCUCUUUGAUUCAGAUCAGUCACGGCUCCACAAGCCAAAGUUGAUCGGCACAGCACCUUCCGAGACACAUAUCCUAUUAGAGAGGUAUGACGACCCAAUCAAAGGGCGAAAUGGGUCAGCAAUGCCUCAGUAUCAAGAUCCGCUAGAAAUAUAUAGUAAGAGAGCUGCUCUUUAUACCACAACCUUUAUACAGGAUCCAGCAUUAGAUUUGUGCCCAAUGACUCCUACAAUAGCUAUGACUCGUCCUCAAGAUCAGCACCAUAUGCAUCAACUAAGCAUGAAGGGGCAAAACUUACCCAAUACCCUACAGAGCCAGAUCAGAUCGCUCUCUCUACAUCAAGCAGGCCUACGUCAAGAAUUCCUCGUCAAUCUAACACGCCAAUGCCCUCAUUUGCAACACCUUUCAUUACUGGAUGGAUGGGGGUUUUAUCCAUCCUCGCGUUUCGCAUCCAUUUUGUCGCAAGUCUGCCCUAAUCUUUCCAAAAUCGAGUUUCGAGGACAAGCCAUGGAUCUUCAGGAUGAAUUCUUUGUCUCGUUGUGCCGACACAAUCCUCAGUUACGAUGGCUUCAUGCUGGGGGAACAGGAUUUACUCGAGGCGCGUUGGAUGCAGUCCGAAUACAUUGUAAAGACAUUGUGAGUUUGAAUCUAGACGGCACUCGUGGUAUCCAGAGCCCAUCUUUAGACCAUUUGCUUCGAACAUGUGUAUCACUCAAGGCUAUAAGCGCGCAGGGGGUAGUGUUGAAUGGUCGCGAUGUAGGAAAUCAAGGUACAGAGAUGUGGGCAUGUCGAGGACUGGAGACGUUGAGGCUAGACAUCGAGAUUUAUGCCUUCACCCCUGCCUCUGCUGUUGCUCCAACGGAAGCAGAGCUUGUGUUCGAUAGUGUCAAAAAUGUACGCAAGCGUGUAUACGACCAGCUAGCAGCAUUAACGAGGCUGAAAGUAUUGGGUUUAGGGGGGGGGCAUCGUGUAGGGGGGGCGGAAGCAGGUAUAGAUUUGACAUUAGAGAGUGGUCUGGAGGCACUAGACACAUUACAUUGUUUAGAAAGAUUGGAUUUACGAAGGAUGGUCAAGACGCUGGGAUGGGAGGAUGCAGCAUGGAUGAUUGAACAUUGGCCACGCCUGUGCUUCAUAGACGUGAGUAAAGAUCGAGCCUCUUAUAGUCGAGGAUAUGAAAAGAUUAAUAAAGCAAUAGAAUGGCUAUCCCAAGUCCGACCAGGGAUGGGUAUAUGCCUGUAUUAA
Molecule: messenger RNA, 2353 nt
Organism: Lobosporangium transversale
Lineage: Eukaryota; Fungi; Mortierellomycota; Mortierellomycetes; Mortierellales; Mortierellaceae
Exons: 1
Coding region: 104-2353 (749 amino acids)
Biological process (GO): SCF-dependent proteasomal ubiquitin-dependent protein catabolic process
Cellular component (GO): SCF ubiquitin ligase complex
Molecular function (GO): protein binding
Source: RefSeq, a predicted model, not a curated record